AUGGAACGCGAUGAUAUUGGGAGUAGUUGUUCGACCGACGAGGAUCAGCGAAUAAGGGCAAUAGCAACCGGGGUUGUUACUGCCGCCAUCAAUGACAUACGUCCACUAUUCGAUGGGGUUCCAUUACUGCAAGCUCAGCUUGAGGAGGUUCUUCAAAGAUUAGAAGCGUUGUCUCCUAAUGGCAACAGGGUAGACGACCAACGACGUGGAGGGGCAGCUGAGAUCACUCGUGGCCCGAUGUCCUUGACCCGUAAUCCUGAAAACAUACCACAAUACCAAAACACACAAUCAUUACCUGUGAUGUCGUCAACAAACUCUCAAUUUAUUGAGUUAGAAGAUCGGGCUCCAAGGAGAACCCAAGGUGACCGAGAUUAUAAGCUUAAUGUGGAGAUGCCAACCUUCAAAGGAACACAGAACGUGGAUGAGUUUUUCUCUUGGAUCGACGAGGUUGAGACGGGGUUUGGGGUGAUGGACUACUCUGAAGAUCGAAAACUCAAAGUGGUGGCCAAUAAACUAAAAGGAUCAGCUGCAAUUUAUUGGAAGUAUUUAAAAAACAAGCGAGUGCUAGACGGAAAACCUCCGAUUGCAACGUGGGAGAAGAUGAAGAGCAAAUUCAUGGGUAAAUUCUUACCUCCUGAUUAUGAGCAACGUUUAUACGUUCAAUUACAGAAUUGUAGACUGGGGAAUCGGACUGUGGAAAAGUGCAUUGACGAGUUCAUUCGAUUAAAUUCACGAAACUUGCUACCAGAGAAUGAAAACAUGCAAAUCGCAAGGUUUAGAGGAGGUUUGAAACGGGACAUACAAGACCAAAUGAAGAUGCUUAAUACAUUCACCCUCGGACAAGCUUUCGAUUUGGCACGAAAGGCUGAAGAACCAAUCCGAGCACCAUCUGUACGACCCAGGUUUACAAACCAGCAGUAUCAAGCAGGACUAAGCAGAGUGACACCCACAACUGAACCAGCCAAUGAGAUCGUGGCUACUGAAAAUCGGCCAAGAAGAGCUGCACCACAACAAGCACCGAACCCCUAUGCUAGACCAGCGCCCUCACUAUGUUACAGAUGUCAUAAACCAGGACAUCGUUCAAAUAAAUGUCCGCAAAGACCUGCUGUCAAUUUUGUGGAAGGUGAUUAUGAAGUAGAAGGGGACGAUGACCAUGACAAAGAGGUGGUCGAUGGAAUUAAGGAUGGUGAGGAGGAUGACUACAUUGGAAUGGUGAUGCGCCAACCGUGUGAUAUUCAAGCAGAAAAAGGUGGGAAUGAAAAGUUCAAUUGCAUUGUUCAAAGGGUCUUCUUGACACCCAAAAGGGGACCCGAGAUUUCAACUCGCCAUCAAGUUUUCCAGACCAAUGCCAUUAUCAAUGGAGUGAUAGCGAGGGUAGUACUCGACAUAGGAAGUUCUGAGAACUUGGUGUCCCAAGAACUGGUUCGAAGGGUGAAACUGACCACUGAGAAACACCCACAACCCUAUGCUGAUGUAGUUAAUGAAGUGUGUAGGGUACCGUUGUCAAUUGGUAAGAAUUACCAAGAUGAAAUUGUGUGUGAUGUAGUGGAGAUGGAUGCUUGCCAGAUUCUGUUAGGAAGACCAUGGCAAUACGAUGUGGACAUUGGUUUCAAAGGAAGGGCUAAUACCUAUGAAUUCUGGUGGAAAGGGAAGCAUAUCAUUUUGAAACCACCUAUUUUAAAGAAAGAGUCACGACAAGAGGAGGGAGAAAGUUUCCUAACCAUAGCAACUAAACAUGUGGCUGAGGAGUGCAAAGCUUGUGCGUUACUAGCUCAAGAGGAGGAUACAAGAGGGGAAACAAUACCUGAAAAGAUCCUCCCUUUAGUAACUGAAUUUUCUGAUCUGGCACCUACAAAGCUACCAAUGGGUUUGCCACCAAUAAGGGACAUACAACAUCAUAUUGAUCUAAUUCCAGGAGCCAGCUUACCAAACCUAGCACACUAUAGAAUGAGCCCCCAACAACAUAAGAUACUACAGGAUCAAGUUGAGAACUUGUUGUAUAGAGGAUACAUCCAGGAGAGCAAAAGCCCAUGUGCAGUACCGGCAUUACUAGUACCCAAGAAAGAUGGCACCUGA
Populus euphratica (Euphrates poplar) is the source of this 2076-nucleotide messenger RNA. The record is from RefSeq and is a predicted model, not a curated record. Lineage: Eukaryota; Viridiplantae; Streptophyta; Magnoliopsida; Malpighiales; Salicaceae.